ACUCAACACUUGCAGAAGAGUUGCCGGGCCUCUUCUCUCCAGCUUCACUCCAAUGGCUCUUCUUCAUUCCUAUAUACCUCACAGUCAUCGGAGCUUAGCCACACUCUCACCCUUCACUACUUUCACUUUCAAAUCGAAACCCUUUUGCAUUUCCUUCGCUAAUCCUUGUUCUUCCUCCAUAACCCAUCAACGUUAUCCACUCUUCACCUCCGACGAUAGAGAUAGGCUUCUUUCUCUCUCCACCACAAUCCCCAGAAAGUUGCUCUGUAAACCACCUCAAGGAAAAUUUGUCAGAGAGGACUAUCUUGUGAAAAAGUUGUCAGCUGAGGAAAUUCAAGAGUUGGUGAGGGGAGAAAGAAAUGUGCCUCUUAUUAUUGAUUUCUAUGCAACAUGGUGUGGACCUUGUAUCUUAAUGGCUCAAGAACUCGAAAUGCUUGCGGUUGAAUAUGAGAACAAUGCAAUAAUUGUUAAGGUUGAUACAGAUGAUGAGUAUGAAUUUGCACGUGACAUGCAGGUUCGAGGAUUGCCUACACUGUUCUUCAUAAGUCCUGAUCCAAAUAAAGAAGCGAUUCGAACCGAAGGACUGAUCCCAAUACAGAUGAUGCGAGAUAUCAUUGACAAGGAGAUGUGAAACAAGAUUUUCAAUGUCAUGUGAAUUCUGUUGUAAUAUUGUUAGCUUCUUUAGGACAUAUUUGAAUGUAUGAAUGAAUUGAAUCAAACCCUUUUUUUCUGUCCUGAAUUGCAUGUGGACGCUUGGAAGCCAUCAUGGUUUUUCUUCUUUUGUAAAAGAAAUAUAUUUAAUCCGCCGAAUUAGUUUGAUUUU
Messenger RNA from Prosopis cineraria, 823 nucleotides. Its product is annotated as thioredoxin-like protein CITRX, chloroplastic. Gene Ontology annotation, biological process: cell redox homeostasis; plastid organization. Gene Ontology annotation, molecular function: protein-disulfide reductase activity. The coding region runs from base 53 to 631 and encodes 192 amino acids. NCBI's taxonomy places the organism in Eukaryota, Viridiplantae, Streptophyta, Magnoliopsida, Fabales, Fabaceae. Gene Ontology annotation, cellular component: thylakoid. The record is from RefSeq and is a predicted model, not a curated record. The transcript is spliced from 4 exons.